AUGCCGUUCGUUGAGCAGCCCCUGCAAGGUGCAGGCAUCCGCAUCGCCAUAGAUCGCGGCGGUACCUUCACAGACUGCUUAGGUAUUAUACCAGGGAAACCAGAUGUACUCGUCAAACUUUUGAGUAACGAUCCAACGAACUAUGCCGAUGCACCCACAGAGGGUAUCCGCAGGAUACUCGAGCAGGCCUUGAACGUAUCCAUACCACGCGGCGGCAAGAUUGACACCAGCAACAUCGAAUCGAUCAAGAUGGGAACUACGGUCGCGACAAACGCUUUGCUGGAACGAAACUCCACAAAAUGCGCGUUGGUCGUUACCACAGGUUUCAGAGAUCUACUACGCAUAGGUGAUCAGACCAGACCGAAGCUGUUUGAUCUCAACAUCCGGAGGCCUGAGACCCUGUUCGACGAUGUUCUGGAGAUUGACGAGCGCGUCACACUUCACGAUUCGACCGAGGACAAGUCAACACUACGAGACCCCAACCGCGACUCCUAUAACCUGGAAAGGGGGGUCGGUGGCGAAGCCAUUCGCGUUCUGCGACCAAUUGACAGCACACACGCUCGCGAAGGUCUCCAGGCCCUGUUCGACAAGGGCGUGCGGUCCUUGGCGAUAACGCUUAUCAACAGCUAUACUUUCCCGAACCACGAGCUUCAAGUUGCCGAUAUCGCCAGAGACAUCGGCUUCAAGCAGAUAUCAGUCUCAUCUCAGAUCUUCCCCAUGAUCAGAGCCAUCUCGAGAGGCUACUCAGCAACAGCAGACGCGUACCUUACGCCUUUGACGCGCAAUUACAUCGAUGGCUUUCGUGAAGGCUUUGUAGGCGGCCUGGAAGAUACCAAGGGUGCUCGUUGUGAGUUCAUGCAAAGCGACGGAGGACUAGUGGGAUGGCAGCAUUUCAGCGGUCUCAAAGCUAUCUUAUCAGGCCCGGCAGGAGGUGUUGUUGGCUUCAGCAAGACAUGUUUUGAUAUACAGCGGAAGAAGCCAGUAAUAGGUUUUGACAGCCCCGAGUCAGCAAGUGCACAUCCAGGCCCAGCGGCAUACCGCAAAGGUGGGCCUUUGACGGUUACAGAUGCAAAUCUUGUCUUGGGACGUCUGCAGGCUGAGUACUUCCCAAAGAUCUUUGGCAAGCAUGAGAACGAAGCUCUGGACUAUGAAGGCGCAAAGCGAGCUUUUGAAGAGUUACUCGUCACGGUCAAUGCUGACUUGUCGCGAACUGAUGGGAAGAAGAAGACUGUCGAAGAACUUGCUCUUGGCUUCUUGGAAGUUGCGAAUGAGACCAUGUGUCGACCCAUCCGCUCGCUCACUGAAGCCAAGGGGCACCGAACCUCCGAUCACGAUCUUGCGGUCUUCGGCGGUGCAGGUGGACAAGCUGCCUGCGCUAUUGCUGCCAACUUGGGCAUCGAUCGCAUUUUGAUUCAUCGCUACUCUUCUAUCUUGUCAGCAUAUGGCAUGGCAUUGGCAGACGUCGUUCGCGAUGUUCAGGAGCCGUGCUCAGUAUUGCUGAAGUCCUCUUUCGAUGAACUUGACGAAAGGCUGUCGUCGCUCGAGAAGAACGCAGCGGAACAACUGGCCAACGACGGGUUCUCCGGCCAAACAAUCGGUUUCGAGCACUUUCUCAACCUCCGCUACGAAGGGUCUGACACAACCUUCAUGGUUUCGCGUCCUGAUCAAGGAACGUGGGACGACGCGUUCGUAGCUGAACACAAGCGCCAAUUCUCCUUCAUCAUGCCCGGACGCGAUAUCCUCGUUGAGAACGUGCGAGUCCGAGCGACAGCCCGGAGCCCAUCGGUCGAACCCGAGUUCAACCUCGAUCAACAGCUCACCGACUGCUCCCCAUCCGCCGUGUCGACAAAGAAGAUCUCAGAUCAUGUUUCUGUCUUCUUCGAAAAUGGCUGGACUACUUCUCCUCUGUAUCACUUGACAAAAUUGGCAAAGGGUGAUAUCAUCGAUGGGCCUGCCAUCAUUCUGGACAACACACAGACCAUUGUGGUUGCACCGAGCUCCAAGGCAACUAUCCUAGACCGUCAUGUCAUGAUUGAACUCGACCGAACGACUACCCUACCAGGCAACGAAGCUGCUAUACCCCGGACUGUUGAUCCAGUCGAGCUUUCUGUGAUGGCUCAUCGCUUCAUGAGUAUCGCUGAACAGAUGGGCCUCGCAUUACAGAAGACGAGUGUUUCGGUCAACAUCAAGGAACGUCUCGACUUCAGCUGCGCGCUCUUCAGUCCUGAAGGUCGCCUUGUAGCCAAUGCGCCUCAUGUACCAGUCCACCUUGGCUCAAUGGAGCAGGCAGUGAUGUAUCAGCACAAGAAGUAUCUAGGCCAACUACGACCAGGCGACGUCAUCGUCGCUAACCACCCCAUAUCUGGCGGCACGCAUCUUCCGGACAUAACAUGCGUGACACCUGUCUUUGACGAUGCAGGCAAAACUAUCAUCUUCUAUACAGCUUCGAGAGGCCAUCACCAAGAAAUCGGUGGAAUACUUCCUGGCUCAAUGCCAGCCGGCAGCGUCGAACUACACGAAGAGGGUGCCAUGAUCGUCUCAGAAUACCUUGUUCGUGAUAGAGUCUUUGACGAAGAACUAGUUACGAGGGUACUACUCCACGACCCCGCCCAAUACCCAGGAUGCUCGGGAACACGCAAACUCGCCGAUAACAUCAACGACCUCAAAGCACAAGUCUCUGCGAAUGCCAAAGGCGCAGCGCUCGUGGCUGAUCUUAUCGCUGAACGAGGUCUCUCAACCGUACACCUAAACAUGCACGCAAUCACCGCCAACGCCGAGUCCUGCGUACGUAAAUUCAUGAAGCGUACAUAUCAACAAACUGGCGGCAAGCCACUCGCCGCACUCGAUUUCAUGGACGACGGCACACCCAUCAAGCUCGCCAUAACCAUCAACCCAGACGAUGGGUCCGCACAUUUCGAUUUCACCGGCACAGGCGAGGAAGGGUACCACAGCUUCAACGCUCCACAAGCCAUCGCCAGGUCUGCCACACUAUACGUCCUCCGCUGCCUCAUCAACCAAGACAUCCCGCUCAACGAAGGCUGCCUCCGCCCCCUCACCUUCACAAUCCCAGAAGGAAGUAUCCUAAACCCUUCGCCCUACGCCGCAGUAUGCGCAGGAAACCCAAUCACAUCCCAACGCGUCACCGACGUCGUCAUCCGCGCAUUCGAAGCCUGUGCCGCAAGCCAAGGUGACUGCAACGUCUUCUCCUUCGGUAUAAACGGCGACAACGACGACAAUGGCACAGCCAUUCCCAACUCUGGCUUCGGCUUUGGAGAAACGAUAUGUGGAGGCAGCGGUGCAGGGCCUGGCUGGCAUGGGACUUCCGGCGUGCACAUCCACAUGACGAACACGCGUAUCACGGAUCCGGAACUACUGGAGAAGCGUUACCCUGUGCUUCUUCGCGAGUUCAGUAUACGCGAUGGGUCGGGUGGACAGGGGCGGUGGAAUGGUGGGAACGGGAUUCGGCGCGUCUAUGAGUUUUACCGAGAUAUGAAUGCUUCGAUUGUUAGUGAGAGGCGGGUUACUAGGCCGUAUGGUAUGUUUGGGGGUGAGGAUGGGAGUAGUGGGGUGAAUUAUAUUGUCAAGAAGGUUGGAGGGCGAUGGUGUAGAUUGGGUGGACGGAAGGACUUUUCUGUGCAGAAAGGGGAUUGCUUUGUUAUUGAUACACCUGGCGGGGGUGGAUGGGGAAUGAGGGAUGAGGAGGAGAUGGAUCAAGUGCAUACUGCACAGAAGUCGGUGGUAGAACGGAGGUUCGUUAGCCAGUUUCAGUUGGCGCAGGAAGCCAGUAACUAG
Alternaria novae-zelandiae is the source of this 3792-nucleotide messenger RNA. RefSeq lists its product as uncharacterized. Gene Ontology annotation, molecular function: 5-oxoprolinase (ATP-hydrolyzing) activity. Bases 1 to 3792 code for a protein of 1263 amino acids. The transcript is spliced from 3 exons. Gene Ontology annotation, biological process: glutathione metabolic process. NCBI's taxonomy places the organism in Eukaryota, Fungi, Ascomycota, Dothideomycetes, Pleosporales, Pleosporaceae. The record is from RefSeq and is a predicted model, not a curated record. Gene Ontology annotation, cellular component: cytosol.